CCUCCUCCUCAGGUUUGCUCUCCGCCCCCGCCGCAUCGGCGCACCCACUCCCAACCUCCAUCGACGACGCUGAGGCGUCCUCCAGGCGGUCCGGUUAUCGAUUCAUCGCCUUCUUUAUCGCUGGCCUCGGCCUUCCUCUCUGCCGGAGAAGGUGGGAGAAGUGACUCGCGCACGCGCUCGGCCCAGAAGGCGGGGCCACGUACGUAGAGGGGAGCGCAACGCUCUGAGAGAAGGUGCCGAGGGUCGCGAGGCCGCCGCCGCACUGAGUUGCUAAACCCGGCUAUAGCGUGGGGGGUUUUUGGUCGGGAGGUGGAGAAGCGGAGGUGAGGUCAUGGCUGCGCCGAAGAAGGGGACGGCGACGCCGCUGGGCGCCGUCUUCUCGCCGGAGGAGACCAAGAGGGCCGUGGCGAGGGUGUCCGAGUCCAUUGCGGACCGCCGCGCCGAGCUCGGGCGCCUCCAGGGCUUUGUCGCCGACAACGCCGCCCUCGUCUCCCUCGUCAACAGGCUUCCCGAUGAACUCUCACACGAAAUCAUGGUUCCCUUUUGUGGCGCCGCAUUUUUCCCAGGGCGUUUGAUCCACACAAAUGAACUCUUGGUACUUCUAGGAGAGGGGUACUAUGCUGAGAGGUCUGCUAAGCAGACAACUGAUAUUUUGCAUAGGAGGGGGGUGGAGUUGGAAGCUCAAGUGGAAGCGAUGAAGGCAACUAUCUCUGACCUAGAAGCUGAGGCAAAAUUCUUUGAGUCAACUGCCGCCGAGGCCUCUGAGGGUCUAGUUGAAAUCAGGGAAGAGUAUGAUGAAGACACGGAGAGUAAUUCAUCAAAAGAUGCUUCAGUUGCUACCGGGGGCAUGUCAGAUAAAGAUAAGGAACAUGCUCGGAUAAUGGCAAGGUUAGAUGAACUCGAAAUGGAAGAAAGGGAAGCUGGAAGUACUUCUGAAGAAGAAGAUGACGAUGACGGGGGUGCUGGAACAAGUGAGGAUGGUGAGGAAAAUGAGGAAUCUGGAAAUGCUUUAAGUGAUGGCAAUGAGCACCAGAGUUCCAGUUUUGGCACUUCAUUUUCUAGAAACGGUGGCGAUGAUGAUGAUGAUGAAGAUGACGGGGGUGCAGGAACAAGUGAGGAUGAUGAGGGAAAUGAGGUUUCUGGAAAUGCUUUAAGUGAUGGCAAUGAUCACCCAAGUUCCAGUUUCGGUACUUCAUUUUCUGGAAACGAUGGCCAUGAUAGGAGUCAUGGGAAUAUCCAGCUGAAGAGUGCACUAAAGAAGCCUGGAGGCAUUUCCCAUACACCAUCAGCCCACACAUCUCAUCCUAUAACAAAUUCUGAAGUCCGGGUUCGUAAAGCUGUUUCUUUUGAAGAUGACAAACAUGUAGUUGGUUCAUCAAAGUCUCCUUCCUUGCCACUUGAUCCACCUUACCCUGCUCCAGGGUUCAAGGGUUCUUCAGACCCACCUCCAUCUGGUGAGCGAAAGAUAAUAUCAAGUGGGCGACAGGCCUUUACAGGAUCCAUUAUUGAACAUGAUGACAAUCUUUUACCCAUUCAACCUCCAGGCGGCAGUUCUUUGGCGAAACCUGGUACCUCUGCUUCUUCAAGGCCCAUGUCUAGAUUCAAGAUGCAGAUGCAGAAAGGAGAGCGGUGAUUCUCCACACAAGGAUGGAUCUUUGCGGCCGGUACCUUCAUCUCUAGGGCAAUCACGAUAAGCAGUAGUGUCGAUACUGUAGGCACGAAUUUUAUCCUAUCAAGAUUCAUCAGCACUGUAUCCACGAGCUGAGCACCUGGAAAGGAAACAUGCCCUUGUGGUUCGCUGGAGCGCAUGUUCAGUAAAACUGUUUGUGGAUACAUGGCACUUUUCAGUUAAGUUGU
Molecule: messenger RNA, 1857 nt
Organism: Panicum hallii
Lineage: Eukaryota; Viridiplantae; Streptophyta; Magnoliopsida; Poales; Poaceae
Product: RNA polymerase II subunit 5-mediating protein homolog
Exons: 11
Coding region: 332-1633 (433 amino acids)
Biological process (GO): negative regulation of phosphatase activity; negative regulation of transcription by RNA polymerase II
Molecular function (GO): chromatin binding; phosphatase inhibitor activity; transcription corepressor activity
Source: RefSeq, a predicted model, not a curated record